Messenger RNA from Castor canadensis (American beaver), 1376 nucleotides. RefSeq names its product 3-hydroxyacyl-CoA dehydratase 3 (gene Hacd3). NCBI's taxonomy places the organism in Eukaryota, Metazoa, Chordata, Mammalia, Rodentia, Castoridae. The record is from RefSeq and is a predicted model, not a curated record. Gene Ontology annotation, cellular component: endoplasmic reticulum membrane. Gene Ontology annotation, biological process: sphingolipid biosynthetic process; fatty acid elongation; very long-chain fatty acid biosynthetic process. Gene Ontology annotation, molecular function: 3-hydroxyacyl-CoA dehydratase activity.
CACUGCGCAGGCGCGGCCCGCGAGCGUGGGUCUUCUAGAGGCAGUCGGGCUGCGGGCUCCGGAACGCUGGGGUUUGCGGCCUGCGUUCGGCCACCUCCAGCUGCGCAUUACUGAGGCAGCGAGGCGCAGCGAGACGAGCCUCCCCGCUCUCUGGGCAGCGUGACCAUGGAGAAUCAGGUGCUGACGCCGCACGUCUACUGGGCUCAGCGACACCGAGAGCUGUAUCUGCGCGUAGAGCUGAGUGAUGUUCAGAAUCCUGCCAUCAGCAUCAGUGAAAAUGUGCUGCAUUUCAAAGCUCAGGGACAUGGUGCCAAAGGAGACAAUGUCUAUGAAUUUCACCUGGAGUUCCUAGACCUUGUAAAGCCAGAGCCGGUUUACAAACUGACCCAGAGGCAGGUAAACAUUACGGUUCAGAAGAAGGUGAGUCAGUGGUGGGAGAGGCUCACCAAGCAGGAGAAGCGCCCACUGUUUUUAGCUCCUGACUUUGAUCGCUGGCUGGAUGAAUCUGAUGCAGAAAUGGAACUCAGAGCUAAGGAAGAAGAACGCCUAAAUAAACUCAGACUAGAAAGUGAAGGCUCCCCUGAAACUCUUACAAGCUUGAAGAAAGGAUACCUGUUCAUGUAUAAUCUUGUGCAGUUCUUGGGAUUCUCCUGGAUCUUUGUCAACCUGACAGUGCGGUUUUGUAUCUUGGGAAAAGAGUCCUUUUAUGACACAUUCCACGCCGUGGCUGACAUGGUGUACUUCUGCCAGAUGCUGUCUGUUGUGGAGACUAUCAAUGCAGUGAUUGGUGUCACCAGCUCACCAGUGAUGCCUUCCCUCAUACAGCUUCUUGGAAGAAAUUUUAUUUUGUUUAUUAUCUUUGGCACCACGGAAGAAAUGCAAAACAAAGCUGUGGUUUUCUUUGUGUUUUAUGCAUGGAGUGCAACUGAAAUUUUCAGGUACCCCUUCUACAUGCUUUCUUGCAUUGACAUGGAUUGGAAGGUGCUCACAUGGCUUCGUUACACUGUGUGGAUUCCCCUGUACCCUCUGGGAUGUUUGGCAGAAGCGGUCUCAGUGAUCCAGUCUAUUCCAGUAUUUAAUGAGACAGGAAGAUUCAGUUUUACAUUGCCAUAUCCAGUGAAAAUCAAAGUUAGAUUUUCCUUCUUCCUUCAGAUUUAUCUUAUACUGUUAUUUUUAGGGCUGUAUAUAAAUUUUCGUCACCUUUAUAAACAGCGCAGGCGGCGCUAUGGACAAAAAAAGAAAAAGGUCCACUAAAGAGAGAUUUAGAUAGCUUCUUGCCAGUUUGAGCCUAAUCUAUGAUUCUUACUGUUUUACCUUCUUGUACUGAUGUAAAAGUUUUUUUAAAGUUAAAGAAUGGAAUUCUCAGUGAAGCUAUC